Messenger RNA from Anneissia japonica, 3321 nucleotides. RefSeq names its product M-phase inducer phosphatase 2-like. Gene Ontology annotation, biological process: positive regulation of G2/MI transition of meiotic cell cycle; G2/M transition of mitotic cell cycle; positive regulation of G2/M transition of mitotic cell cycle. The transcript is spliced from 11 exons. The coding region runs from base 245 to 1798 and encodes 517 amino acids. Gene Ontology annotation, molecular function: protein tyrosine phosphatase activity. Gene Ontology annotation, cellular component: cytoplasm; nucleus. Lineage: Eukaryota; Metazoa; Echinodermata; Crinoidea; Comatulida; Comatulidae. The record is from RefSeq and is a predicted model, not a curated record.
GCCCUUUCCCUUGAUUUCCCUUGUUAUGUUUCAAAUGAAUGGCGGUAAACAAUUGGAGGAGCAUCUUGAUGAGAUAGUUUGUUCAUUUUUUACUAUCUUUCACUUGUUGUAAACGGAGACAAAUUACGAAUAGUUUAUAAUAUUGGUUGAAGCAAAUAGCACCAUUUAAGCUGUUGGAUUGCCAUUCAAAAAAGCAAUCUUAAAUUAACUAAAGUUUGCCACAAGCAGAUAGUUUCCUGAAAAAAUGGAGGAAACACCAGUUCCUGUUAAGAAAAGGUUGUCUUUAUCACUUGCAGCUAAAGAUGUAUGCUCCCCUUGCUUUAGCAAAAAUGCUGUAGAAUCGCCAAUGAGUAGCCUUGCACACAGUCUGAUUGGUCUGUCGUGUGCUGGGGGAACACCAAGAAGACGUCUGUCUUUGUGUGAAUCACCAGCAUCAUCUAGAUCAUCUUUAAGCUCUGACGCAGGUAAUUACCAUGCUAGGCGCUUACUAAGAACCAUUUCAGAGCCACCCACCUACAGCCCACCUCCAGUAACCCCAGUGUUUUCAAUGCCCAAGUUCUUUAGUGAAAAUGACGACGGAGAUGAAAUUAAGGAUGAAAUAUCUGUUGUGAAUCAGAACACCACUAACAAGGAUAUGUCCACGUUUACCAAACCUUGUAUUCCUGCUGGAAAGGUCCAGCCUUUCCGCUCCAUCUCAGCACCUGCAAACCUUUUUAAAGAUGAUGAUGGUGAUGUAAAAUUGAAGACAUGUGCAUUGACCAAUAGUGAGGAGGAAGAGGAUGAUGGCUUCCUAGAAUUCAUGGAUUCAGAAAAUACUGAGCCAAACAAAACUUCUGCUCCAUCUGGUUUGGAUAACCUUAUAACAAAGCCCCUUAUAAAGAAGUGUUCUCCAACUUCAAAAACAAAAGUCACUCCACCGGGCCCUCUGCAGCCCAUUAGUAUCAAUAAGAUGGACGAUUUCACUAAACUUUUAUCAUUUAUUUUAUUUUUUAAGCCAAACAAAACUUCUGCUCCAUCUGGUUUGGAUAACCUUAUAACAAAGCCCCUUAUAAAGAAGUGUUCUCCAACUUCAAAAACAAAAGUCACUCCACCGGGCCCUCUGCAGCCCAUUAGUAUCAAUAAGAUGGACGGCAACACACCUGUUGCUAUACCUGCAGCUCGUGGAGUAAGACGAAGUAUAUUCAAAGUUCCCAGUCAACCAAGCAUUCAAUCAUGUUCCUUUCUGAAGAGAAGCGAAAGACCGAGGGACCACCCAAGUCCCAUCCAGCGUAAGAAGCCACGCAGUUCUUCCAUUGACAGUGGUUGUUUCAAGACACAAACAACUGACCCCAUAAUCCCUCGUAAACUAGAGCGGUCCCAAUCAAUGUUGUCACCUUACACUAGGCCAGCAGACCAACCAGACCUGUUAGGUGACCAGUCAAAGCCAUACUGCCUACCUCUUCUUCCUGGUAAACACCGAGACCUUAAGUGUAUUUCUCCAAACACUUUAGGUCGAUUAAUAAACAACGAAUUCGCUGACGAAAUAGGAGAGUACCAUAUUGUGGACUGUCGGUACCCUUAUGAGUACGAGGGUGGCCAUAUCAAGGUACGCCUAAUUCACAAUGUUAUUUUAAUCAAAAUAUUUUGCAGACAAAAAAUGGAAACAUAUCUUCAUCUGCAGGGUUUGUGCGAGCCUCAGAGUUACAGAGAAAUGCUUGACAAACAUCAUAGCGAAGACCUCAAGCAUUUCAGGGCCAAAUCAAAGUCAUGGGCAGGAGAGCGAAGUCGAUUAAAACACUCGCGCUCUCAAGAAAAUUAACGCACAACUGAUUCGCUUAAGAAUUUUGCUAACAAAUGUUUUCUGUGGUGCAGCUGACUGAUGCCAGUUCUGGGCUUCUUUAUUCAGUUUCAGCCAUUAAAGUAACUAUAAUUUUUGCAAAUGUUUAUGUUUAGAUUUACUUAGGUGUGUCUUUCUUGUGUUUUUAGGCAUUUAUGUUAUUUAAAAAAAGGGCAAUGAGAUGCAAAUUGAUAUUAAUUUAUGAGGCUAUUGGAAACUUCUACCUCAUGUCUGUUCCAGAACAUCAAAUGGCAUCAUUUUUUUAUUAUGUUAAUUAUUAGUAUAUAUAAUUGUGUAGUAUUUUUAUAUCGUAAUUAUACAGUUGUGAUAACAUAAUGUGCAACAAAUGUGAUGCAUGUCACUAUAAUCAAGUUUGCAUUUGCAGAAUUCAGGGAAAAUGACUGCCCUAGGACAAUAAGUCCUAUGAGGGAAAGAGGAGACAGACUAACCACAGUUGUAAUAAUAAGCCAGGUUGACAGAAAGAUGUAGUGCGUGGAAAAAAACACCGAAAGUUGUUAAUUUUUAUAUUGGAAACAUGCUUAAAUAUUCAUGGGGGACCCAGUUAAAUCUACUGUAGAAGGAAAGCUUUCAGAUAUGGUUUUUUAUUAACAACAUUUAUAUUGGAGUUUGUUUUCUACAAGUCCACAUUUAGAACACACUCUUUUAGAUUAGUUUUAACAGAUUUACUCAAAGAUAUUCUGUUUUGUAAGUUAUUAUAUAGUUUUCUGUGAAAUAUUUUGUCAGAGUAAACUCAGGUAUUUAUAUGACAAAAAAUCAAAAUCAUGUAAAUAUAAAUAUUGAUUCAUUCAAAGGCAAAUAACAUGUUGCAUGUCAGAAUACCUGAUAUUAUGUACAAAUGUAAUAUUUAUUCAUUAUUAAUUAAUUAAAAAUAAAAAUAUAUAUAUACAGGAGUCUUCUAAGUAUUAAGUUGUAUUAUUGUAUUUCUUUUAAAAAAAAUAUCAGUUGCAGAAAUCACCAAGUAUUAAUAAACAAUAGUAUUUGAAGGAAAAUAGAGAGUUGAUGGUGUUAAAUGAAUUAAUUGUACUUGCAUGUACAGUACUACUAUUGAGGCUGUUAACAUGUGUGCGAUACUACAAACCUCCACACUACACAGUCCUAAAUGCAGGAUUGGCUACUUUUGCUUAUAUCCAUCAGAUCCUAACCACCCUUGUAUUUUGUACUCCUCCCAAAUUAUCAUGUGUUUUGUAUACCCACAAAAAGAUUUCUUUAUCCCUCCUCACAAUCUAGCAUGUAUUCUUAACCCCUGUAUAAAGUUCAUUGACUCUGUAUCUCUUUUUAGUAGCUUGUAGCUAGUUAUAGAAGCUUGCACUGUACCUCCUGGUAGCCUUUGCCCCAAGUACUGCCUUUAGCACUAGUAGUAUUAGCUAAUGGUAAUUGCCUUCUCUUAUGAUUAAACUUAUUUUUUGACUUGGUAAUGUAAUGUCAUUGUAGUUGUUGCAUGCGGUGAAUGGAAAGGAAGAAAAUAAAGAGUAAAAUUAAGUUGA